CCAGCUGGCUGAAGUUCGAGCACUUCCUGAAAGUGGUUCUAUUACUCAAAGCGACAGCCAUAGUGCAGUUCCUGGCAUUUGUAGAGUUGUGCAAUAACAGUGGAGACUCCUCGACAGCGCAAAACUGUAUGCAUGUGCGAUGAAUAGUCAGUACCUUUGGAGCACGAUGCUCGUCCUCACAUUAGGACAUGCUUACGGGCAAACGCCUAUGGCAAACUUCACUGACCUAAAUUUCAAUAUGGGUGAGGAAGCGCAAAAGCUUGGUCAAGUCCUGAAGGAAUUCAGCCGAAGAAUGAUGACAGUCCUUCGAAGCCAGUCGAACGUUGACGACGAGGUGCAAUGUGCAAAGUAUAAAGACAUCAUCUCUCAAGCUCUGGGCGCUGUGAAGAACCUCGAUCCUUUUCAACCAGGCACUAUGCAGCAGGCACGCGAUGCCAUCGAAAGUAUCCUUCUUCAAAGCCAAAAAAGGACAGCCUUCGAGGACAUGAAUCUCUUUGGCGCGUACAUGAAGGUCGUCGGUGAUGACAUCACAGACAUCGGACAGAGCUUAAUCGACCGAGGUAUCAAACUGUGUGGAAAUUUCGUCAUUCAAGAUGGACUGACAGACUUUGAGAAAGAGAACCUUAAGUACUGCGCCGAAGUGUUCAAAUUAUGUUCAAUGAAAAAUUGGAAAGACUGACAAAAAUAAAAUUAAAGACAUAGUGCACUGCGAAAAUUAGAAUACCAAAACAUUGCAGAAAACAAUACAAUGUCUUUUUAAGUUGAUAUGUGGCUAGUCGGUAUUGUGAACUAUAUUGUCUCAAAGAGUCGCGCCACAAAAAAUACUUUCGUUAGCAAAUGGCCAAGUUUAUUUUGUUUUUGCGAAUACGUUUGUGCACAGAUGAAUGUGUUAGAAGACAAUCGUGUAAUAAAAAUGGGCAUACACAAGGCCUGGCUUUUAUAAUAUAGUAUUUAGGACGUAAGUUGCUGCUUUAGCAGCACGCGUCGUUAGCUAUUAUGUUUCGUGCUGUAACCUGUAUACGUUUGAGCUUACCUUGCCCGUAAACUUAUGCGGGCAUGUGUUGACCAACGCCUCAUAUAUUUUGUAAAUAAAGUAUUUUGUUUUCCU
Rhipicephalus microplus (southern cattle tick) is the source of this 1108-nucleotide messenger RNA. RefSeq lists its product as uncharacterized. Lineage: Eukaryota; Metazoa; Arthropoda; Arachnida; Ixodida; Ixodidae. The record is from RefSeq and is a predicted model, not a curated record.